CCCCUUCCUCUCCCGCCCGGAACCCGGCUCGGCGUGGGCAGCCGCCGCCAUGGAGUACCUGACGGGAUCGCCGGCCCCCACUCAGGGCAACAUCCUCUGCUGCCAGUGCGGCGUGCCCAUCCCGCCCAACCCGGCCAACAUGUGCGUGGGGUGCCUGCGGGCCCAGGUGGACAUCACCGAGGGGAUCCCCAAACAGGGGACCCUCCAUUUCUGCAAGCAGUGCGAAAGGUAUCUUCAGCCUCCAGGAACCUGGAUUCAGUGUACCUUAGAAUCAAGAGAGCUUCUUGCUUUGUGUCUUAAGAAAAUCAAAGCUUCGCUGAGCAAGGUCCGGCUGAUUGAUGCAGGCUUUAUUUGGACCGAACCACAUUCUAAGAGGCUGAAGCUGAAACUGACUGUUCAGAAAGAGGUGAUAAAUGGAGCGGUUCUUCAGCAAGUAUUUGUGGUGGAAUAUAUAGUUCAGUCUCAAAUGUGUGAAGACUGUCAUAGGAUUGAAGCUAAGGAUUUCUGGAAAGCUGUAGUGCAAGUCAGACAAAAGACUCUGCACAAGAAGACUUUCUACUAUUUGGAGCAGCUGAUUUUAAAACACAGGCUUCAUCAAAACACGCUUCGCAUCAAAGAAAUCCAUGAUGGCCUGGAUUUUUAUUAUUCUUCAAAGCAACAUGCCCAGAAGAUGGUAGACUUUCUUCAGUGUACAGUUCCAUCUAGAUCAAAAUCAUCCCAACGUUUGAUUUCGCAUGAUAUUCAUAGUAAUGUCUACAAUUACAAAAGCACUUUCUCUGUGGAAAUUGUUCCAAUAUGCAAGGACAAUGUUGUAUGUCUGUCACCAAAACUGGCGCAGAGUCUUGGUAACAUGAGCCAGAUCUGUGUGUGCAUUAGAGUAACAAGUACCAUCCACCUCAUCGAUCCUAGCACACUGCAGAUUGCUGAAAUUGACGGAAAUACCUACUGGCGCCACCCUUUUAAUAGCUUGUUCCACCCCAAACAACUAGAGGAAUUCAUCAUUAUGGAUAUCAACAGGGUUCAAGACAAGAAAAAAGGUGCAGGUGCAGGGGCAAGAUCAAACAAGCACACACUGGCUGAAGCCUGGGUACAGAAAACCUCGGAGUUGAAUACAGAUCAUCAGUAUUUCUGCUGUACUCACUUGGGGCACAUUCUGAAUCCUGGCGACCUUGUCUUGGGGUUCGACUUGGCGAACUGCAACUUAAAUGACGAGUUUGCUAAUAAGAUGAACCCGCACAAUAUUCCUGAUGUGGUAUUAAUAAAGAAGAGCUACGACCGUACCAAACGCCAACGUCGCAGAAACUGGAAGCUGAAAGAGCUAGAAAGGGACAGAGAAGGCAUGGAUACAGAUGAUGAAAGGCAAUACCAGGACUUCCUUGAAGAUCUCGAAGAAGAUGAAGCCAUAAGGAAGAAUGUCAACAUUUACAGAAAUGCAGAUAUUCCUGUGGAGAGUGAUACAGAUGAUGAUGGUCCUCCACGAAUCAGUCUGGCUGAAAUGCUAGAGGAUCUCCAUAUUUCCCAGGAUGCCACUGGUGGAGAGGGAGCAAAUAUGAUGACAGAAUAAGAAUAGCGCAUUAGUCAAUGCAGUAAAUAUUCCCUUAGUGAGGAAAAAGUACCCAAAACAUAACUAAACAUUACAAACUGAGCACAUGAACAUGAAAAGUAACAUAGCUACCACUACACCCUUAAAUAAUGGUCCUGAAUUCAUAUUUUAUAUAUAAUCUUCUAGAGAAUCAGCAGUUAAAGCUGAAUUUCUGGUGCAACCAUUGCAAUAUAAGUUCCACAAGUUCCUCCCAUCCCUGAGUGCUGCCUCCUUGCAACUUCUGCAGCUGACUGACUUCAGGGUUAUACAUUGGGAGUAAUCAUUGUCUUGUGCAGAAGACAGCUGAUAAGGAAGGAUGUCCAGAGGGAGGGAUUUUAUUCUAGUUUGCUACAUUUGUAGGUGGAGUGCCUACCUACUGUUUAUUGCUUUCAUUUAUUUGCAUGGGAAGGAUGUUUCCUGUCUUAAUCUUUUUGGUACAAUGGUUUGAAGCCUUUUAUGAUACUGCUAGAUUAUUUCAUAUAACAAUAUUUUGGGAAAGCUCAAGAAUGUGUCUUCUGUUCCUUUGGUAAGAGAACUCCAAAUAUACAUGCUUACACAAAAAAACUUCCCUGUAAAUUGAGUGAAGAUGCAGCUGUUGAUCAGAAAGAUUGCAAACUUCUGUUAAGUAUAAUGAAUAUUGUAUUGUACUAUAUUCCAUGCCUGAAUCAGUGGAUUAAAAGCAAUACGCAUGAUGUCUAAUUAAUACACCAGGUAUGAACUAUUAAAAAACUAUUCAGACAUUUUUCGUCCAUCGUUUUUUAGUUAACUUUAAAAUCAAAUUUCUCUCUACUGCAAGCCCGAAGAGGACAUAAGUAGUGUAGGAGAACAUUACAUACUUAUAUUCAUCUGUUUUGAUUCACUUUACUGCACAAAGGUGGUUCAACAGAAAUUUUACCAAGAGUUUAUGUGCAUAUACAUUUGAUUUAACUCAAUAUAAAUAGGGAAACAUAGCACAGCAUAGUAAGAGUGGUUUGCCACUGCAUUUUUUUACCUUCAGGAAAAUAUACUCAAAAUGAUUGGCAUGUGUAAAGGAGGAAAAUACUAAUAAUGUGAAGUUGGAAGAAAAUGUGUAGGAUUCAUCUGACAGGGUAUUAAUGGUUCCUCUAUCAAGGAUCUGUACAGCUCAAAUGAGAACACUUGAUGUAGUUUGUCACAGCUUGUAUUCUUGUAAGAGAAAUAAACAGGGCUGAAAAUUCACUAUUUCUCUGCAGUAUCUGCUGAGGAGGUGUCGGGAGCACCUUUCUCUACUUCACCGUACUUCACAGCUUUUCAACGCCUCAAAGAAAAGCUAAGAAACAAUCAAGGAGUUAGCAGUGUUCAGCCUACUGCCAGCUGAGCUAGGACCUUUGCUGCUGCAGAACAGCACAAAGAGCUGAAACAGCAUCGCUGUCCCUGGCAGACACAGAGGAGCCGUCCGUGCCGAAGGACUGCCGCAUGCAAACCGGGCAGCUCAACAGACACGAUCCUACCCCAGCUGUUGCAAAAGAGGCACCAGGCCCUUCGGGCGACCACAACAAACACCAAGUGGGUUUGGCUGGAGAGACCGGGAAAGGGCGGCAAUAAACAAAAACACGCCCAGGGUCAGAGUUCCUACUUCUGCAGCCUGAUGUCAGAUUCCUUAAUGUCAACAAAUACUUGGAAUGUACGCGUAUAGUCUUCUACUAUAAUUUAGUGUAAACAUAGCUACAGUGGCUGGCUUAUCCACUGAGCUUUCUUUGCAGGUAUACAAUGCAGUAUGUGCAUGUUUCUCCAGCAUGUAUAGUGCAAAAUACUGUAUUUACAUAUCUACAUUAUAGACUGGCAGUUUUGAAACAAAAUUGUGAUCUUCCUAAGUAGUCUAAUA
This is a messenger RNA of Haliaeetus leucocephalus (bald eagle), 3425 nucleotides long. It is a transcript of the gene NMD3, whose product is annotated as NMD3 ribosome export adaptor. Gene Ontology annotation, cellular component: cytoplasm; nucleus. The record is from RefSeq and is a predicted model, not a curated record. Bases 50 to 1564 code for a protein of 504 amino acids. NCBI's taxonomy places the organism in Eukaryota, Metazoa, Chordata, Aves, Accipitriformes, Accipitridae. Gene Ontology annotation, molecular function: ribosomal large subunit binding. Gene Ontology annotation, biological process: ribosomal large subunit export from nucleus. The transcript has 16 exons.